AAACUUUGGAAAUCCUUUGACAACAUUUAAACCAAUUCCACGCUGAUGCGCUGGAGACUCUGAUCUGAGUUCUGAGUGCUGAUCUUUGCCUGCACUUAGCAGCCUCAAUGCUAAGAAAUAAAAUAAGAUAAUCGUCGCUUGGGCCUUUAAUAGCUGUUGUUUAGCUGUCAACUUCGCGUAAUUCAUAGAAAAUAGGAGAAACGCAGGCAAGCGUGAUGGAGCAACAUGCAAUCGGUGAUUGUGUAUCAAAUGCCAAUCGAUCAGAGAUUGCCAAUAGUUGAUCUUGGAGUGCUACCCAAGAUGCUACGCUUGCUGCAGUCGCUGGCUCUACUAGCCUCACUCCAUCUGGCCCAGACCUUCGAUCAUUUCAAUUUGACUCUGUACAAGCGGCUGCCUGCGCUCUACCAGCUAGACGACUACGAUGUGUGUCUGGCCAGCGACUCGCGUAGCUACUGCCUGGUCUAUGCCGAAAUCGUGCCGAAUGCCAGCUCCAAGCUGUGGCAACAAAUCGAAGAUCUCUCGCUGGAUGUCAAGCAUCGCUUUCGGCACGAUCGUUUGCUCCGCGGCGUCUGCCUGGAGCGCUGUCAGCUGGAUCUGCAGCAGUUGUACGACGGCGGAGUGCAGGAUGUGGAGCUGAGCUCCUACUACUCCAGAGUGCAUGGACGCUCAGCGGAGGAGCGCCUGCUCAACGAUCCGCUGGUUAAUAGCUGCUUGAAUCAGGAGUUUGGGCAGAAGUUUUCAUUGCGUGUGCGCAGCCUCAUUGAAUAUUGCGAAGUCGGGCGAGAGUUUGCCGCAUGGCAAGUAGCUCAAACAGUUCUACGUGGAAUUGGGUUUAAUCUGCCUUCCAUUUGGCCUGCAGAUGCUCUCGAUCUGAUUGUUUAUGCGCUGCUGGCUGCCCUACUGCUGCUCACUGUCUGCUCCAGUCUCUACGAUCAUUUGCUGCGCAAGCGCAACGCGCAGACCGGCAACCACUUCUAUCAGCAGUGCCCGCAGCAAUGGCAUGACCAACUGCUGACCUCCUUCUCGCUGCUGCGCAACUACUACCGGCUGACCCUGCCCCAUGGCAGUGACUUUGCACGCGAUAUUCGUUUCUUCGACGCCUUCCGCGUGAUCGGCGUUUUCGUUGUGAUCUUGGGCCACACGCUGAUGGUUUUUAUGACGGUGCAAAUAGAGAAUCCCGAGUUCUACGAGCAGUUCCUCUACCGCUUCGAGACGGCCAUCUUCCAGAACGGCAGCGUCUUCAUUCAGAUCUUCUUUGUGUUGAGCGGAUUUCUGCUCUAUGUGAACUUUACCAGUCGCCAGUUGGUGCAUCCAGAGUCGGGCAUUCUCGACUGCAUUGCCGUUUACUUUCGUGUGUUUUUCUACAGAUAUUUUAGGCUGUUGCCCUCGCUGCUGGCGCUGAUCCUGUUCAAUGGCUCGUUUUUGGUGCGCCUGCAGAGUGGACCCUUUUGGCGGCAUCUCACGGAGGCGGAGCGCGUCUUUUGCCGCACAAACUGGUGGAAGAAUGUCCUCUUUGUGACCAAUCACAUGAUGGAGGAUAGUUGCUCCCAUCAGACCUGGUACUUGGCAGCGGACAUGCAGCUCUUUGAGCUCUUUCUGAUUGUUAUUAUUAUCAGCAAAAAGCAUCCUUUGCUGACCAAGCCCAUGUAUGUGGCGCUCCUGCUGUCCGCUUUCGGUGUGCCUGCUGUCCUCACGUAUCUCCUCAAGCUGGAUGCCGUCUAUCAUCUGCGCCCAGAAACCUAUCGCUACUUGUACUUUCGAGAAUCGGACACUUUCUAUCAGAUUUAUCCGCCCUUUUACACCAAUCUGGCGGGCUAUCUGCUGGGCUUCCUGUGCGGCAAUCUCUACCUGCAUCAGCGCCAGAGUGGAGUCAGUCAUCGCGGUCAGCGCAAGUACGAGCUGGGUCUGUGGCUGCUGGUGCCCGCUGCCUUGGGUCUGCUGCUCUCCGGCUACAUCUUCAUCAAGCAUGACUUUGAGAAGCCUUCGCUGUGGCUGGCCCUCUAUGCGGGUCUCUACAGGAACCUUUGGGUGCUGAUCUGUGGAGGAUUUGUGUACUUUAUGUGCUGCAAAGUGGGCGGCAUCGCUUAUAGAUUCUGUUCCUUGUCGGUUUUCCGUCCACUGGCGAGGCUUUCCUUUCAAGUUUUCCUCUGGCACAUUGUCGUCCUGCGCGUCGUUGCGGGAUACUUUCGGCAGCCCGUCUACGUGACUAGUUUCUCCUUGUUUUGCAAUGUUUUGGUCGUCUUCGUUUUGACGCAUGCCUUGGCGGCUUUUGUGGCGCUGCUGCUGGAAUAUCCCAUGGUGGAGGUGGUAAAGUGUCUGUUUAUGACAAACAAAGGGACAAAAAACGAGCCAGCAAACAGCAAAAGUUCCGAAAUUCAAAUGGAAACCGCAAAGGCAGCUGCUUAGUGUGGCAGCUCUGCAGCAAAUAAAACACCAAAAAGUUCAGCAUAUCGCACAAAAAUAUCGAUGUAUCGAUGCUACAAAAGCAAAUGCAGAGGGGCAUCAAUUAUCCAA
Messenger RNA from Drosophila guanche, 2514 nucleotides. Its product is annotated as nose resistant to fluoxetine protein 6. The record is from RefSeq and is a predicted model, not a curated record. NCBI's taxonomy places the organism in Eukaryota, Metazoa, Arthropoda, Insecta, Diptera, Drosophilidae. Gene Ontology annotation, molecular function: acyltransferase activity, transferring groups other than amino-acyl groups.